CUCUCUCUCUGAUCUCUCACUACUGUUGCUAGCUAGCUAUAGCUGUUUAGCUAAGUGUAUAUGUGCAAGAUCAUACAAAGCUAGCUUUUCCUUUUCCUCUAAAUCCAACUUUAUUCUCCUCUUCCUUCUCCCAAAACUCUCCCUUAAAAAGAAGCUGAUUCCCCAUCUGAUCCCUCAUCAAAACCCUUCUCACAUUCGAUCUCGAUCACUCACACUUACACUCGCAGUUUGCACAGCUACUUCAUCUCAAGUAGUAGUAGUAAUAUACUAGCUAGAUCGGUCGGCUAUUUGCUGUAGCUAGCUAGCGUGAGCUAGCUUGGUUUGUAGAGCUUGUAUACUUGGAGGGAGGAGAUCGAUAGCCAUGGCUUCUUCGUCUUCUGACCUAACCCUAGACGACCACCACCAUCUGACGGCGGUGGCUGCGGCGUCGGGGCAGGCGACGCAGAAGCUUCAGGAGUUCUUGUCACGUCUCGAGGAAGAGAGGCUCAAGAUCGACGCCUUCAAGCGUGAGCUCCCUCUCUGCAUGCAGCUUCUCAAUCAUGCUAUGGAGGCGUACAGGCAGCAGCUGGAGGCGUACCAGAUGGGGAGCCAGCAUAGCGCCGCGGCGGCGGCGGCGGCGAGGGCGCCGCUGGUGCUCGAGGAGUUCAUACCGGUGAAGAACAUCGGGAUCGACGUCGUGGCGGCGGACAAGGCGGCGGCGGCGGGGGGCAACAGCGUGUCGUCGGAGAAGGCGAGCUGGAUGGUGUCGGCGCAGCUGUGGAACGCGCCGGCGUCGGCGUCGGCGGCGGACACGGCGGCGAAGGGGCCCCAGACGCCCAAGGAGCACUCGGAGCACCACCCGCUCGACACGAGCCCCAAGCUGAUCACCGCGCUCGACGGCGGCGGCGGCGGCGGCGGCGCGUUCCUGCCCUUCUCCAAGGACAACGCCAUGGGUGACGGAUCAGCCGCCGCCGCCGCCGCGCUGCCGGAGCUCGCGCUCGCGCCCGCGGAGAAGGCGGCGGACGCGAUCACCAUCGCCGCCGGCGAGGUCGACAAGAAGCCGUACGCCCACGACAACGGCGUCGUGGCGAGAUCGAGAGAAGCCCAGAACGGCGGGAAGCCGCCGUCGACGCCAUCGGACGGGCAGGCCGUCCCGCCGCCGCCACAGCCCCACCGGAAGGCGCGCCGUUGCUGGUCGCCGGAGCUGCACCGCCGCUUCGUCAAUGCUCUUCAGAUCCUCGGCGGCGCCCAAGUGGCGACCCCGAAGCAGAUUCGCGAGCUGAUGAAGGUUGAUGGAUUGACCAAUGAUGAGGUGAAAAGCCAUCUCCAGAAGUACAGGUUGCACACAAGACGGCCGAUGCCGUCGCCGGCGCCGCCGACGGCAGCGACGCCGCAGCUGGUGGUGCUGGGAGGCAUCUGGGUGCCGCCGGAGUACGCGACGCAGGCGGCGGGGCCGGCCAUCUACGGCGCGCACCCGGCGACGCAGCCGCACUACACGGCGGCGGUGGCGGCGCAGGAGUACUACCACCACCACCACCACCACCUGCAGCACCACCCCGCCGCCGCCGCCCUGGUGCACCACCGCGCCGUAGCCCCGCCCCCGCCGCUGCCGCCUCAGCAGCAGCUGGCCCCUCCCUACAGCGCCAAGUCGUCGGCGUCGGCGAGGCUCGGGUCCCCGGACUCCGACGGCCGUGGCAGCGGCGGCGGCGGCGGCGCCGCCGCCUCCGGAGCCGGAAGGGACAUGUCCGAGAGCAUCGAGGAGGAAGGCGAGGGCGAGGAGCGGGAGGACGACGACGACGACGACGAGAUGGCGGCGACCAACAACGCCCACGCCGUCGACGGCGACGACGACAACGACGAGAUCAACACCACCACCACCACGAGCGCGGGAGCGAUUAACUACUAAUUAAUCAACCAAACCAACCAAUCAAAUCACCACGCGUCGUAAUUAAUUACUCAUUAGUAAUAAUACUAGCUAGUAGCUUAAUUAAUCGCGCUAAUCCGGGAGAUUAAUUAGCGUCACCUGGAAAAAGGGAAAAGUGAUUUUUUGUUGGCGCGCGCGCGCGGAGAACGGGAGCCGAGCCGAGCCGAGCCGACCAGAGAAGGAGCAGGAGCUUGAGCUUGUCUCACUCGUUGAUGUGAUGCAUAUGUAUGGAACUAUGGAUCGAUGGAUAAUGUGAGGGCUUUACUUUGCUUUUGCUUUUGCUGGUUUUUUUUUCUCCCUCUUGUUUUUCUUCCUUUUUUGGGACUCUCAGCUGUUCCUGAUUUAAUAAUCCGGUAGUACUAGUAGUAAAUAUCAAAAUUAUGUGAUGGUGGAGAGAUUAAAUAUGAGCUAGAUGUAAUUGUUUGGGAGAUUAUGUUUGUUGUUGUUGUUAAGUUGAGAAUUGUGAAGAGCCACCAAUAAUGCAUAAUGCAGGGUUUGCUUCUGCAAUUAAUGUGAUUAUAUGUGAAUGGUUCUAAUUAA
Messenger RNA from Oryza sativa Japonica Group (Japanese rice), 2443 nucleotides. Its product is annotated as transcription factor NIGTH1-like. Lineage: Eukaryota; Viridiplantae; Streptophyta; Magnoliopsida; Poales; Poaceae. Gene Ontology annotation, molecular function: DNA-binding transcription factor activity; DNA binding. Gene Ontology annotation, biological process: regulation of DNA-templated transcription. The record is from RefSeq and is a predicted model, not a curated record.